CGCGCGGAAGCGUCCCAAUGGAGGAGGAGGAGGACGAGGCGGAGCUGUACGUCCCUGUGCGCAAGCGCCGCGCGCUGGCGCUGCAGCAGCAGAAGGAGGCCUCCUCGCUCUCCAAGCCGCGCGACCCAAAGGUGGCGCGGCUGCUGGCAGAGGCGGCGCGCGAGGAGGGCAAGCCAAAGAAGAAGUCGCUGCUCGACGAGCGCGCCGAGCAGCUAGCCUCCGGGACCAUCGUGCCGCCGACCGAGGCCGAGGCCGAGCAGGCCGAGGCGCAGCAGGUGCUCGAGUCGAUCGACAACCAGCACCGGCCGCUGAUGGGCGUGCGGGAGCUCGCAAAGGGCGUCGAGUACACGGCGGCGCUCAAGGUGGGGACGUGGCGGCCGCCGUACCAGAUCCGGCAGAUGAGCGAGGAGGAGCGGCAGGCGAUCCGCGACAAGUGGCACAUCCUCGUCGAGGGCGACGAGAUGCCUCCGCCAAUCAAGUCGUUUCGCGACAUGCGCUUCCCCGAGCCGGUGCUCUCGUACCUCGUCUCGCGCGGGAUCAAGAAGCCGACGCCGAUCCAGAUCCAGGGCCUGCCCGCCGCGCUCGCCGGCCGCGACAUGAUCGGCAUCGCCUUCACCGGAUCCGGAAAGACGCUCGUCUUCACGCUGCCCCUCGUCAUGGUCGCCUUCGAGGAGGAGCGCCGCCUGCCCAUCACGAGGGGGGAGGGACCCUUCGGGAUGAUCAUUGUCCCGUCGCGAGAGCUCGCCACGCAGACGUGGGAGGUGGCGCGCGGGAUCGCAACCGCCGUCGCCGCCGCCGACGGCACCGAGCUGCGCUCUGUCUGCUGCAUCGGCGGCCAAAACGUAAAGGAGCAGAUGGACACGAUCCGGCCGGGCGUGCACAUGGUGAUCGCGACUCCGGGCCGGCUGGGCGACAUGCUCGAGAAGAAGCGCUUCUCGCUCGACGUCUGCCGCUACUUGGCGCUCGACGAGGCGGAUCGACUCAUCGGCGAGCCCGCCUUCGAGGAGGAGGUGCGCAAGAUCCUCGACUUUUUCACCGGGCAGAGGCAGACCCUCCUCUUCUCGGCAACUAUGCCCGCCAAGAUCCAGUCCUUCGCCCGCUCGGCGCUCGCCCGGCCGCCAGGCUCUCUUCUGCGAUCUACGGCGCUCCCGGUGAUCGUCAACGUCGGCAGGGCGGGAGCCGCCAACUUGGACGUGAUCCAGGAGGUCGAGUACGUCAAGCAGGAGGCGAAGAUGCUCUACUUGCUCGAGUGCCUCCAAAAGACGGCGCCGCCCGUCCUCAUCUUCUGCGAGUCCAAGUCCGACGUCGACGAGAUCCACGAGUACCUGCUCAUCAAGGGCGUCGCCGCCACACUGAUCGCUGUAGGCAUCCACGGCGGCAAAGACCAGGAGGAGCGCCAGCUCGCAAUCAACAUGUUCCGCACCGGAAAGAAGGACGUCCUCAUCGGGACCGACGUCGCCUCGAAGGGGCUCGACUUCCCCGACAUCCAGCACGUGAUCAACUACGACAUGCCCAAGGAGAUUGAGAACUACGUCCACCGCAUCGGACGCACCGGCCGCUGCGGAAAGACGGGCGUCGCCACAACCUUCAUCAACAAGUCGUGCGAGGACUCGGUCCUGCUCGACCUCAAGCACCUCCUCAUCGAGGCGAAGCAGCGCAUCCCGCCCGUCCUCGCCACCCUCGAGGACCCGUUCGCCGCCGACGACGGCGCCGACGAGCUGACCAAGGGCUGCGCCUUCUGCGGAGGCCUCGGCCACCGCGUGACGACGUGUCCAAAGCUGGAGGCGCACCGGAUGAAGCAGAUGAUGGGAACCAAGGACACGGGCCUCGCCGACGGAGGCUACUCCGGGGGCGGCAUGGGCGGCGCGGCCACAGACUGGUGACGAGAGGGGAGGUCCCAGGGCGCCAUGUACGUUGCAUUGUCCGUGUCUUUCGCCAUCUAGUUCUCUCCUCCUCUCGUCAUGUCUACAGUUCUCGUUCUCUCUCUAUGACGCAUAUGUUGGCGGCGCUGGUGGUUGUUGGGGAUAGGUGUGUGUAUGCGUGGUAUGGGGGGGCGUCUGAGCAGGGCCGUGAUACUGUACCGGCUACCGCCACAAAACGACAUGUAUCUCAUCUACCCCUGCCCCUCUCCGCCUCCGGCAGCGCGCCGGCACCGAGCCACUGCGCCAGAUACACAUAACACAAGGAACACGACACACAUUGCACACAAAAUCAAAAGUCUCAAGUGAAGAGACGCAAGCGAGGCGCCCCUCGCCCACCGAUGCCGCCUCGGCCGCAACGGCACGCACGCACCAGGCGCGCCCUCUCCGCGGCGGGGAAACGCACAAGGCGCGGGGCCGGCGCGGUGACUAAGUGUCGGCCUUUAGCGUUUUGAUCAUCGGGAUCGGCGCUAGGUUGAGCUUGAUGAGGCCAGCCUUGAGCUCCGCCUUGUCGAUCACGCCGUUGCCGUCCGUGUCGAGCUCGUUGAAGAGCGCAUUGAUAGCCUCAUCGUCGACGUCCUUCUCGGCCGCCACCGGCUUGGUCGGCGCGGCCGUGGCCGCGCUCACGUCCUUGCCGAUCUGGGAGGCGACCUCGUCGAUGAACUGCUCGGUGGUCAGGCCGCUGGGGCCGCACAGGUCGCGCGUGCCCUUGCCCUCCACCAUGCACUUGUGCACGAUCUUGCGCAGCGAGGCGGUGAAGUCCUUCACGUCUUCACGGCCGCCGGCGAGGUCCGCGGAGUGGUCCAUCGCGCCGAAGAGCGCCUCCACCAUGCCGAGCGGGUUGAGCGAGGUCUCCUCGCCCCGCAAACGCGCCGCGUCCAUGUCCGCGACGGUGCCGUGCGACGCCUCGUACUCCUUGAUGAUCU
This is a messenger RNA of Emiliania huxleyi CCMP1516, 2845 nucleotides long. RefSeq lists its product as hypothetical. Gene Ontology annotation, biological process: mRNA splicing, via spliceosome. The record is from RefSeq and is a predicted model, not a curated record. The transcript has 11 exons. The coding region runs from base 18 to 1883 and encodes 621 amino acids. Gene Ontology annotation, molecular function: RNA helicase activity; ATP binding; RNA binding. Gene Ontology annotation, cellular component: spliceosomal complex. Lineage: Eukaryota; Haptophyta; Isochrysidales; Noelaerhabdaceae.